Messenger RNA from Culicoides brevitarsis, 705 nucleotides. RefSeq names its product putative peptidyl-prolyl cis-trans isomerase dodo. Lineage: Eukaryota; Metazoa; Arthropoda; Insecta; Diptera; Ceratopogonidae. The transcript is spliced from 2 exons. The record is from RefSeq and is a predicted model, not a curated record. Gene Ontology annotation, cellular component: nucleus; cytosol. The coding region runs from base 77 to 568 and encodes 163 amino acids. Gene Ontology annotation, molecular function: peptidyl-prolyl cis-trans isomerase activity; protein binding.
GUUCUGUCAAAAAAUCGAUUGGUAAACAAACUCCAAGAAAAUUCAGGAGUGAAAAUCCCUUUGAAAAAGCCCAAAAAUGUCCGAUGCUGGAGACGAAAUACCCGAAGGCUGGGAAAAGCGAGUUUCUCGCUCGACUGGAAUGGUCUACUACUUGAACAAAAUCACAAAGGAGUCGCAAUGGGACGUCCCGAAGGAAAGUGCUUCCGCCAGCGCCGACGGAAGUGCCGAGAAGAAAAUCCAGUGUUCGCAUUUGUUGGUGAAACAUGCGGGAUCGCGUCGUCCUGCAUCGCAUCGACAAGACGGCCCAAUUACGCGAACGAAGGAGGAAGCGCAGGAAUUGCUCGACGGAUAUCGGAAGGAAAUCAAUGGAGAUCCGGAAAAGUUUGCCGAGUUGGCGGAAAAGUACAGUGAUUGCUCGUCGGCGAAACGUGGCGGAGAUUUGGGAAUGUUUGGACGCAACACGAUGCAAAAACCGUUCGAGGAUGCCGCGUUUGCGCUAAAAGUGAAUGAGAUGAGUGAUACCGUGGAUACGGAUAGUGGUCUGCAUAUUAUCUUAAGAACCGCUUAAAAUGCCUCGCGGCGCGGAUUUAAAUGUAGAACGAAGCUACUUUAUAAUAUUUUUUGCAUUUAUUGUGGAUCUGUGCUCAAUUUUUCUUAUUUUUUAACGUUCAAAAAAGCUUCUUCAGUAAAAUCUUGGCACCAGAA